GACUCCUGGAGAUGGACAGCUAAACCCAGCCAGUCAUGAAACAUGGGGGCUUGGAGGUGGGGGCCGAUCCAUCAUGGGACGCGGUGUCAAGUAAGAGGCAGUCUCAGAGUUCCAGCCUCAUUGCUAAGCUUGCCACAGCCAGAGACGCACUAAAUCAAGGGGAGUCACUACCAAACUCAAUCUAAGUUCAACUAAAUUUGUGGUCUUGCUGAAGUGUGUUUUGGGAGAAGGGUACACAAUGCAGUCCUGUGCCAGGUGUGGGUUUGUGGUCUACCCAGCGGAGAAGAUCAACUGCAUUGAUCAGAACUGGCAUAAAGCAUGUUUCCACUGUGAUGUCUGCAAGAUGGUCCUCACCGCCAACAAUUUCGUCAGCCACAAGAAAAGACCAUACUGCUCCGUACACAAUCCAAGGAACAACACUUUCACAAGCGUCUAUGAAACUCCCAUCAACAUCAAUGCGAAGAAGCAAAGCAAAGCGAGCAGUGAGCUGAAAUAUCGUGAGGAUGGCGAACGCUUUAUGUCCUCCUUCCAUUAUGACAUGAGAUCCAUGGAGAUGGAGAAGGCUCGUCUAGCCAGUCAGAUGGCCAGUCAGGCUUUUCAGUCUGAGUUCUCACAGCAGCAGACGUUCAGAUACUCGGGGAUGGUGAGCAACCAGGAGGUAGUGACCAUGUCACAAGAGCAGAAGACCAUCAGUGAUGUAAAAUACUCCGAGGAGUUUGAAGAGUCAAAAGGAAAAGGCAGCUUCCCUGCGAUGAUAACACAAAGUUACCAAGCAGCCAAAAAAGCAAACGUCUUAGCAAGUAAUCUGGAGUAUAAAAAGGGGCAUGAAGAAAGGGUGUCAAAAUACACAACUCUUGUUGAUACUCCAGAGGUGCUCCUCGCAAAGAAACAAGCACAAAUUGCAAGCGAUUAUGUUUACACAGAAGAAUAUGAGCAGCAAAGGGGCAAAGGGAGCUUCCCCGCCCAUCUCACCCCAGGAUACAAAGUCUCCAAGAAGGCAUCUGAGCAGGCUAGUGAUAUAAAGUAUCGACAGAUGUAUGAGCAGGAGAUACGAGGUAAAGCGAGCGCAGAGGCUGCAGCCGCUGAGGCGAUUCACGCCAAAGAAAAUGCAGAAAACUUCAGCCAGAUUGCCUAUACGGAGGAAUAUGAGCAACAGCGAGGAAAAGGAAGCUUCCCGGCUAUGAUCACUCCCAGUUAUCAUCUUGCAAAGAAGGCUCAGGAAAUCGCAAGUGACCUAAAAUACAAGAAGGACUUGAACAGGAUGAAGGGCACGUCACACUUCCACAAUCUAACCACAGAGGACAACUUGACGCUAAAGAAUGCUAAAAAGAUCAACAAGAUCGUCAGUGAGGUGGAGUACAGGAAAGACUUGGAGAACACCAAAGGACACAGCAUCAAUUUCUGCGAGACGCCGCAGUUUCAAAACGCCGCUAAAGUUGCCAAAUUCACGAGUGAUAACAAAUACAAAGAGAAAUACACAAGCGAUAUGAAAGGUCACUAUGAGGACUCUGGGAUCGACAAGAAGACCAUGCACGCCAUGAAAGCCAGGAAGCUGGCGAGUGACAUUGCCUAUAAACAAGGCUGUGAACAGGAGCAGGCUGAAUACAACUAUCCUGCCACUCUGACGCCUGGUUACCAAAGCCAGAGGAAGCUGGACCCCCUGAAAGAUAAAAACUACAGGCAGCACAUCGAUCAGGUCAAGUACAAGUCCGUGACCGACACGCCAGAGAUUGUUCUGGCCAAGAAAAAUGCUCAGCUUGUCAGCAAUUUAAAUUAUAAAGCCGGCUAUGAAAAGACGAAGCACCAGUACACGCUGUCCCAGGAUCUGCCCCAGAUCCAGAAAGCCAAAGCCAACGCCGCUUUGUGUAGCGAUAUUAAGUAUAAGGAGGAGUGGGAGAAGACCAAGUCGAAGGCCUGUGAAGUAGGAGUGGAUGACCUGAGCGUGAGAGCUGCCAAAGCCUCGCGGGAUCUCGCUAGUGAUAUUAAGUACAAGGAGUCGUACAUGAAAAACAAGGAGAAAGCAGUGGGGGUCAACGUGAGUGACUCCAAGACUCUGCACUCUCUUCAAGUGGCCAAAAUGAGCAGCGACAUUGAAUACAAGAAAGGCUCCAAGGAGAGCCAGGCUCACUUCAGCCUUCCCCUGAACAUGAUCAACCUAAGUCACGCCAAGAAGGCCCAGGCCCUCGCCAGCGACCUGGAAUAUCGCACCAAGCUGCACGAUUACACCGUCAUGCCCGACGACAUCAAGGUCCAGCAGGCGAAGAAGGCGUACGCUCUGCAGAGUGAGAACCAGUACCGCUCUGACCUGAACUGGAUGAAAGGGGUCGGCUGGGAGACUGAGGGAUGCCUUAACAUCACUCAGGCUAAAAAAGCUGGAGAGCUUCUCAGUGAUACUAAGUAUCGUCAGAAGGCAGACAGUAUCAAGUUCACCCAGGUGGCGGACGAUCUUUCCAUGAAACACGCCCAGAAGAGUCAGGAGCUGCAGAGCGACUUGGCGUACAAAGCAAACACGGAGCAGAUGAUUCACCAAUACACCAUCACCAAAGACGAGCCGCUUUUCAGACAAGCAAAAGCCAACGCAGACCUACUUAGUGGGAAAGUGUACAAGAGCCAGUGGGAGAAACAGAGAGAUAAGGGCUUUGAGCUCCGACUGGACUCUCUGUCGAUCCUGACGGCGAAAGCCAAGAGAGAUCUGGCCAGUGAUGUCAAAUACAAGAAGGAUUAUGAGAGAAGCAAAGGCAAAGCCAUCGGGAUUAAGUCGGUCAGUGACGACUCUCAGAUGGCUCACUCUGCUCUGGCCACCAAACUUCAGAGCGACUUGCACUACAAGAAGAACUACGAGGACACCAAGACCAAAUACAGCGUUUCUCUGGACAUGCUGAACAUCAGUCACGCUAAGAAGGCUCAGGAUUUGGCCACCGAGACCAAAUACAGGACUUUCCUCCACAAAUACACGACUCUGCCGACGGAUCUGAACGUCUCCUGGGCGAAAAAGGCCUACGACCUGCAGAGCGACAAACGCUACAGGUCGGAUCUGAACUGGAUGAAGGGCGUCGGCUGGGAGGCCUCCAACUCACUGGACGUCCAGCAGGCGAAGAAAGCUGGAGAGCUGGUCAGCGAGAAAAAGUACCGUCAGAACGUGAGCUCCCUGAAGUUCACCAGCGUUGAGGACACUCCGGAGAUGAUUCAGGCCAAGCAAAGCAAUAAACUGGCCAUUGAUAGGUUGUACAGGGAGAAGGGAGAAAACAUGAAGCACAACUACACUCUCAGCGGGGAGCUGCCCGAGAUGACGCAGGCUAAGAUCAACGCCACCAACAUCAGUGAGAGUCGCUAUAAGGAGUCCUGGACGAAGCUACGCGACGGUGGCUACAAGCUCCGUUUGGAUGCCAUCCCGUUCCAGUCGGCCAAAGCCUCUGCAGAGAUCCUCAGUGAUCAAAAGUACAAAGAAGACUUCGAGAGAAGCAAAGGAAAGAUGAUUGGUCUGAAGGGACUGCAGGACGACUUGAACAUCGCUCACUCCGUCCACGCCAGCAGCCUGCAGAGUGACCUCAAGUAUAAACAGGACUCUGCGAAGCAGCUGUCUAAGUUCCACCUCUCCAUGGACAUGAUGGAGGUGGCUCACGCCAAAAAAGCGCAGGCGCUGGUCAGCGAUCAGGACUACAGGCUGUCCCUGCACAACUACACCUCCCUGCCUGAUGACCUGAAGCUGCAGGCCGCCAAGAGAGCCUACGCUCUGCAGAGUGAGAGAGAGUAUCGCUCUGACUUGAAUUAUUUGCGGGGUGCCGCCUGGAUCGCCACUGGAGCCCUGCAGAUUGAAGAGUCCAAACGAGCCUCAGAUCUGAUCAGUGAUAAAAAGUACAGACAGCAGCCGUGCAGAUUCAAGCACACCUCCAUCGCAGACUCUCCAGACAUCGUCCACGCUAAACUCAGUGGGCAGAUCACAAAUGAGCGCUUGUACAAACAAAAAGGUGUGAACGACCAACACAACUACACUAUUACGACUGAGAGGCCUGAGAUCACACAAGCGAAGAUCAACGCAGCAAACUUCAGCGAGAUCAAGUAUAGAGAGUCCUGGCACACUCUGAGGGCUCAGGGCUACAAGCUCACCAUGCAGGACAUCCCCUUCCAGGCCGCCAAGAGCUCCACCGGCAUCGCCAGCGACUACAAAUACAAAUACAGCCACCUGCUGGACAAGGGCAAACACAUUGGAGCCAGGAGCGUCACCGACGACCCCCACCUCCUGCACUGCCUGCAGGCCGGCCGCCUGGCCAGCGAUCAGGAGUACCGCAAAGACGCGCUGAUGACAAGCGGCCAGUACCACCUCACUCCGGAUAUGAUCCACCUGGUGGCGGCGAAGAACGCCCAAACGCUGGCCAGCGAUCAGGACUACCGGAAGAGGCUGCACGAGUACACGGUGCUACCCGACGACAUGAAGGUCAAGUGGGCCAAGAAGGCGUAUGAGCUCCAGAGUGAGAAACUCUACAAGUCAGACCUCAGUUUCAUGAAAGGGGUGGCCUGGGAUGGAGUGGGGGCACCUCAGCUGGAGUCUGCCAAAAAGGCUGGAGAGCUCAUAAGUGAGAAAAAGUACCGUCAGCUGCCAGACAGCCUCAAGUUCACCUCAGUGACCGAUUCUCCUGAUAUCGUCCAUGCCAAGACCAGCUACCAACAGUGCAACGAGAGGCUGUACAAAACUGGAAAGAAUGACGACAUGCAUAAAUACACUCUGCACCCGGAUGAUCCAGACUUUGUGAGAGCCAAGAUCAACGCCCAGCAGAUCAGUGAUAAAGUUUAUAAGGCGUCUGGAGAACAGGUGAAGACGUCGGGAUACGAUCUGAGAUUAGAUGCUAUUCCCUUCCAAACUGCUAAAGUCUCCAGGGACAUUGCAAGUGAUUUCCGUUACAAAGAGUCCCACCUGAAGGAGAAGGGCCACCAGGUGGGGCUGCGCUGCGUCCAAGAUGACCCCAAGAUGGUGCACUCCCUGGCAGCCAGCAAACUUCAGAGCAACCUGGAGUACACCCGCCAGUCCAAGGAGGACCACGCUCGCUACCAGAUCAGCGCCGACCAGCCGGAGUUCAUACACGCCAAGAAGAGCCAGGCGCAAGCCAGCGACCUGACGUACCGGCGCAAGCUGCACGACUACACCUGUGACCCCGAGCAGCUCACCGUCAAGCACGCCAAGCAGGCGUACAAACUGCAGAGUGAUGUCAACUACAAGUCGGACCUGAACUGGAUCAAAGGAGUGGGCUGGACCCCUCCAGGUUCCCACAAGGCGGAGCUGGCCCGCCGGGCUGCAGAACUGGGACUGGCUGAGGGAGUCUCCACUGAUGAGGCGAUUGCAAAAUAUCAGUACAUGAUGAUGCUGCACCACCAGCAGCAGAUGGAGGAGCAGCAGCAGCAGCAGCAGGUCUCAGAGCAAGUGGAAAACAGCACCGAAAUUCAACAAGGCGUCAACAUGGACGCCAUGGAGGUCCUCCACGUGAAGAGGAAGCAAACCGUUCAGAAGAAAUCCUCCACCACAACUUCCUUCAGGUCCAUGGAGAAGAAGUCCAGUUCUACCUCGUCAUCUGCCGCCAUGCACACCACAGUCAAGACAAUCACAUCCAGCAAGGCUGGAGACGCAUAAAUCUGAGAUCUUCUUCAUAUACAUAUAUAUAAAAUGACAAUUUUAAUCUAAGAUAAAAUUGAGAUAUAGUAGUCAAGUGCUACUUGUAAAGGAAACAGAGUAUGUUGAAGACGAGAGGAUUUGUAAAGUUUGUGAAAGGAUUGUAAAAGUUGGAAAAAGUGAAAUAAAGAUUGAAGUAUGGAUUUGAAAAGGGAUCUGCUCCAUGGCCUGCAGUGCAAAUGCCAAAUUAUUUAUACAUAUUAUUCAUGUGUUUGUCGGAAAUAGCACAUUGCACAAAAAGUCCACUUUCUUUCUCAGUUUAAAGAAAUGAAAAUGUUUGAUUUUGUCUGACGGGUUCAGCUUUGUGAAUUUGCUCGGUUCUGACUGUAAUCUGGACUGGUAACAGAUGCUUGGUUUUAAUGCCAAAUAAAGCAUUUUUUUUUUCAAGGCAAACUGUUUCUUUUCAUUUGCA
Oryzias melastigma (Indian medaka) is the source of this 6074-nucleotide messenger RNA. Its product is annotated as nebulin-related anchoring protein. Gene Ontology annotation, biological process: cardiac muscle thin filament assembly. Gene Ontology annotation, cellular component: Z disc. Gene Ontology annotation, molecular function: actin filament binding. The transcript is spliced from 43 exons. Bases 239 to 5623 code for a protein of 1794 amino acids. NCBI's taxonomy places the organism in Eukaryota, Metazoa, Chordata, Actinopteri, Beloniformes, Adrianichthyidae. The record is from RefSeq and is a predicted model, not a curated record.